This is a messenger RNA of Colletotrichum abscissum, 1365 nucleotides long. RefSeq lists its product as uncharacterized. NCBI's taxonomy places the organism in Eukaryota, Fungi, Ascomycota, Sordariomycetes, Glomerellales, Glomerellaceae. Bases 1 to 1365 code for a protein of 454 amino acids. The record is from RefSeq and is a predicted model, not a curated record. The transcript has a single exon.
AUGUCUUCACCUGCGCUAGCGUUCGACAUGUCGUUUGACGAAUAUGACUGGCCAGACUUCGAUGCGAUAGACGCGGUUCCAGAUGUAGGCCAUGCCGGAGGCGCUCAACGCAUGACCGCUAGCCCUGUGGUAAUUGACGUAGAGGAUGCUCAGACAGUCUCUCUAAGCCCAACUCCGAGCCACACAUCAGCUUUGAAUGGCAAACUUCCCUUGCUACAGCUGACUGAAUGGGACGAGAACGAGACCUACGAUGAGCAACCACCAACAUGUAUCCAUUAUUCUAUUGAGUGGAAGUUGACAGCAAACAACAGAGUAGUGUCAAAAGAUAGCGAACCAGACCUCGUCCUUGCACCGAAUGCCUUUUGGGAAAAAACCCUAUACCACAAGCUCGAUAAGCUGGUGAAGAAGAAGCUGCCAUCCAACAAGUCGUUCAACAUAGAUGAUACCAACGUAAUCGUGUCCGUGCGAGAUCGCUCCCAACGUGACCUUGUCAAGCGAUUCGACGAGCUCGAUAUUGACUGGCCUGUCGUGGAGAGACAGCUCAAAGCUUGGAGCCAUCUUUUCCGUGCUGGGAGAGAACUCAGGAUCCAGAUAUCUUUCAACUAUCUGGAAUCUGGGUCCUCUACUGCUGUGCAGCGAGGCACUAAGCGUGGCUUCUCCUCUGUUACGCAGGACAGACUGCAGGAACGGGCAGCUCAGCUCGAUGCCGAAGAGAGCUCUACAGGUCAGGCGUCGAUCUGGCGACGGGUCUACGCCCUGAUGCGAUGUCCUGGACCGCCGUGCAAUCUUGGGCCGCACUGCUGGAUCGAUGUUGGCGCGGGCAAAAAGCAUUACAAGCUGAGAUCUCAUCAUUUUAGGGCCAUCAUUCGACACGUAGAGCAAGGCGGUGUGUUUAAUAUUCCUGGUGACAUGCCCGAGGACAUCCGCGACCAGCUGUAUGCCGAGGAGCAGCAACACGCAGAACGACAACGCAAGACCACUUCUCCGUCGGCAGGGAAUUACCCGCCGAUCAACAUUACCAACGUAAUGCCGGGCUCCUCGCCGCUCGCGUCUCCAGCGGGCGCUGCGACUCCGCUCGCAGCCUCAUCUCCUGUCUGCUGCAAUGUUGUUUUGGCCUUAGAAAUCGCGGGGCCGAGAGAUGUGGCCGUGCGAUCGUACUGCGAAUGGCAGUGCUCGCAAGUGGAGAGCGAGACGCUCAAGAGGGAGUUUUGGAAGGCAUACGGUGUUGCGCUCGACCAUGGUCUUGAUCUUGAGCAGGUGCACCAAGAUCAAGAGCCUGACUUUUUUAUCGAACAGGGCGUCAAGGUGGGCGUAGCUCGACGGUUCGUCCGUGAUAUUGGAAAGUGGGUUGAAGCACACGCAUGA